This is a messenger RNA of Nothoprocta perdicaria, 2609 nucleotides long. It is a transcript of the gene COG1, whose product is annotated as component of oligomeric golgi complex 1. Gene Ontology annotation, biological process: intra-Golgi vesicle-mediated transport. The transcript has 13 exons. The record is from RefSeq and is a predicted model, not a curated record. Gene Ontology annotation, cellular component: COG complex; Golgi apparatus. NCBI's taxonomy places the organism in Eukaryota, Metazoa, Chordata, Aves, Tinamiformes, Tinamidae. The coding region runs from base 82 to 2574 and encodes 830 amino acids.
CGGGCCGCGCAGGAGCGCUUCUACGGCACCGCGGCGCAGAUCAAGCUGCUGCUGGAGGUGCCCGAGCAGGUGUGGGGCGCCAUGGAGGCCUCGCGCCUCCUGCACGCCACCCGCCUCCACCUGCUCUGCUGCCACCUGCACGCGCUGCUGCGGCUCGAGCCCGCCGCCUCGCGCUGCAGCCCCGUGCUCGCCCGCUUCCCCGUGCUCGUGCGCCACGUGGCCGCCGCCAGCCACUUCAGAUCCACCAUCCUGCAGGAGAGCAAAUCGCUGCUGAAGUGCCGGGCCGUGUCGGACCAGGCGGUGGCAGAAGCCCUGUGCUCCAUCAUGCUCCUGGAGGACAGCUCUCCGCGCCAGGCCCUGGCCGACUUCCUUCUGGCCAGAAAGUCGGCUAUCCAGCAGCUUCUCAACCAGCCGCACCAUGGCUCGGGGAUCAAAGCGCAGGUGUGUUCGCUGAUGGAGCUGCUAACGACCACGCUGUACCAGGCCCAUGCCCUCUUCUACACCAUGCCCGAAGGGGCUCCCUCAGACCCAGCCCUGCCCUGCGGCUUGCUCUUCUCCACGCUGGAGAGCACCACGGGCCAGCAGGCAGCAGGGGCAGGCGGCAUCCUGGAGGACGAGGUGAAGCUGAGCAGCUGGUUCCGCUACCUCCCCGCAUCCGUGGUGGAAUUCCAGCCGUCGCUCCGGACGCUGGCGCACCCCAUCAGCCAGGACCACCUCCGGGACACGCUGCAGCAGUGGAUCACCCUGUGCAAUGACGACAUCAAGGCUGGGAUCACCAACCUGCUGGUCUACGUGAAGAGCCUGAAAGGCCUCGCAGGGAUCCGCGACGCCGUGUGGGAGCUGCUCACGAGCGAGGCCGUGAGCCAGCACUGGGACACCGUGUGCCGGCGCCUUUUGGACAAACCCGCUUCCUUCUGGGAGGACUUGCUGCAGCAGCUCUUCCUGGACAGGUUGCAGACACUGACUAAAGAAGGAUUUGAUUCCAUUUCAAGCAGCUCCGAGCAGCUUCUCAUCUCGGCGCUGGAGGAGCUUGAAAGCAAGCCCAGCACCUCAGUCCCUAGCAAACACCUCCAGUUUGAGCACAACGUGGCGCUGUUCCUGUGGUCGGAGAGCUCCAGCGACCUGCCCCCGGACGCCGCGUGGGUGAGCGUGGCGAACCGCAGCCACCUCCCGCACAGCGGCCUCUCCAUGAAGGCGCAGGCACUCACGCCGUGCGUGCAGAGCUUCUGCUCGGCUCUCGACUCCGAACUGAAGGCCAAGCUGGACGACCUCCAGGCCUACCUCCCCGGCGACGCCGCGGCCGCCAAGGAGGCGGCUCCGUGCCGCUCCGCCUUCGACCGCUUCGCGGACGCGGGCGCCGUGGCGGGGCUGCUGCGCGAGCGCUGCGUGGCCUGCGUGCGCCGCGUGCUGGGCUGCGUGCGCCGGGAGCUGCGGCGCGCGCGCGACGAGGCCGCCCCGCUCGCCGCCGUCCUCUUCAUGGCCAGGCUCUGCCAGUCGCUGGGCCAGCUCUGCCCGCACCUCAAGCGCUGCAUCCUGGGCAGCGCCGAGGCAGCGCUGCUGGAAAGCCGCCCCGCCAAGAAGCUGGGCAAGGGGAAGGCGCAGGAACUGAGUCCUGGGCAGGCCGAGUGGCAGGCAGUGAAGGCAGAGCUCCUGCAGGAGAGCCUGUCUGCUUACCAGAUAUGGAGCUCGGCUGUCACCAAAGCCCUGGUGCAGAGCUUUGCCCACACCUUGCUGCUAGACUCAGCAGGCUUCAUCUUGGCCACAGCCACCAACUGGGAUGAAAUUGAAAUCCAGGAGGAGACCGAGUCUGGAAACAGCGUAACGUCCAAGAUCCGGCUACCUGUGCAGCCAUCCUGGUACGUUCAGUGCUUCCUCUUCAGCCUGUGCCAGGAGGUGAACCGCGUUGGAGGUCACACUCUUCCAAAAGUCACCUUGCAGGAGCUGCUCAAGACCUGCAUGACGGAAUUGCUUGCUGCCUAUGGAAAGCUUGUGGAAGGGAAGCGGGAGAAGAGAGAAGGCACCUUCCCCAUGACCCAGAACAGAGCUCUGCAGUUGCUCUAUGAUCUGCGGUACCUGAAUAUCAUCCUGAUGGCAAAGAGUGAGGAAGCCAAAGCCAGCAGGACCAAGCACGACUCUGGGAUUGAGAAGGUCAUUGAAUUCCUGGAGGGACACAUCGAUCCAUUUGACUUGGAUGUUUUUACUCCACACCUGAAUAGCAACCUCAACCGGCUGGUGCAGCGCACCUCUGUUCUCUUCGGCUUGUUAACUGGGACAGAGAACCAAUACACGAGCAGGAGCAGUGCCCUGAGCUCCCAGGAGCUCCACAACAUCCUGCCCUUAGCAUCCAGCCAGAUCAGAUUUGGACUUCUGCCACUGAGCAUGUCCAGCUCACGAAAGACGAAACCUGCUGCCAGAAACACAGAAGGAAUUCAGGUUCCACCUCCUGCGCUCCCAAGAGCAGAAGACGAGACGUUCCGUCCCGGCUCCUUGUUCAGGCAGCUUGUAGUCGAGGAAGACGACACAGCUGCCCCUUCCCUCUUCAAGCUGGGAUGGCUUUCAGGCAUGACCAAGUGAUUCCAUUAAAAAAUAAAAUAAAAAAAACUCACAUU